Drosophila subobscura is the source of this 1121-nucleotide messenger RNA. RefSeq names its product CAAX prenyl protease 2 (gene Sras). Gene Ontology annotation, biological process: CAAX-box protein processing. The record is from RefSeq and is a predicted model, not a curated record. The coding region runs from base 83 to 1003 and encodes 306 amino acids. The transcript is spliced from 2 exons. Gene Ontology annotation, molecular function: metalloendopeptidase activity. Lineage: Eukaryota; Metazoa; Arthropoda; Insecta; Diptera; Drosophilidae. Gene Ontology annotation, cellular component: endoplasmic reticulum membrane.
CUGGUCGUGGCACAGCUGUUUUUGUGUACUUUUUUCACGUUAUCUCUCUGGGCACAGAGAAUGACGAAUAAACCGCAUUUAUAUGUUUAACGCGAGCGAAAUGCCACCCAAAACCACAAUACAGCCUGUGCUGGAGGCACUAACCGCCGCGAACACACUGCCACAGAUACCCAUCAUCACAUCGGUGACAUGCUGCUUCGUUUUGGCCGUGCUCUAUGUGGGCAGCCUCUACGUGUGGAGCACAAAACACAAUCGGGACCAUCCGGCGACGAUUAAGCGACGCUUUGCCAGCGUCUCGGUGGUGAUGCUAUUUGCUCCGUUCUUCGUGUGGUACUUCUCAUCGCCGGAGCUGCUCAGCGAGGAAUCGUUUGCCAAGUUGCUUGGCUUUCGCUGGCAGGGAUUGUGGCAGGCUGUGGUGAUUCCCUAUGCCCUGACCAUGCUGCUGUUCAUGGGACCCAUCUUUGUCAACUGCCAAAACGAGUCGAUUGGUUCCUACUUUGAUUUGGACUACUGGCGCGGCUGCCUGCACAACAUCAUUUGGGUGCGCAACCAUGUGAUGGCACCGCUCAGCGAGGAGUUUGUGUUCCGUGCCUGCAUGAUGCCGCUGAUACUGCAGAGCUUUACGCCCGUGACGGCUGUGUUUAUUACGCCGCUUUUCUUUGGCGUCGCUCAUCUGCAUCACAUUGCGGAGCGACUGAGUCUGGGCGUGGAGCUGAGCACCGCCCUGCUGAUCGGUUUGUUCCAGUUCAUCUACACCACACUCUUUGGCUUCUAUUCGGCCUUUCUGUUUGCUCGCACCGGGCAUAUUGUGGCGCCGUUUUUGGUCCAUGCGUUCUGCAAUCACAUGGGACUGCCGGACCUGCAGGAUCUCUGGCAGCAGGAGCUGUGGCGGCGUGUGCUGGCCAUUGUGCUGUAUGUAGUGGGCCUGGCAGGCUGGAUACUACUGCUGCCCCUGGCCACCAGUCCCUCCAUCUACGGGAACACGCUCUACUGGAAUGUGUAGGAGGAUUAUGAGUGGAGUUGUGAAGUUUAUAGCUAAAUUAUUUUGUGUUUUCUGACUGUGGCCAUAGUAUGACACGCGCUCAUAUGUACUUAUUUAUGCAUAUCACACAAAUUCCGAC